GGGAACUCAGGGAAAAAGAGUUUGUCGCGGUUCCUUCCGGGACGGGGAGGCCAGCGGGCGGGCUCCUUGGGGGCUAGGCUAGCCGUAGCCGCACGCAGCUGUCGGGGCUGCUACGCUCACCUGGACUAAGGAGUCGGUGCCAGCGCAGCUCCACACUCCUGCGGGGGGGAGUGGCGUGGUCGCCCCCUCCCGGGGGUCGUCCUCUCUAGUUCUCCUUGGACCUGGUUGGCGCUCUGAGCCUCUGCCGCGGGAAGGGGGGGAGUGCUGCUUCUGAGAAGAGGAGGACGAGGAGGAGGUGGUGCAGAGCCGGGUACUGGGGGUGGGCUCUGGGGGGAGAGGGGCUUACCCGUCCCCUCUGGGAAUAUGGCGACUGGUGGCUACCGGACCAGCAGCGGCAGCGGCGGCGGCAAUAGUACCACCACUACAGACUUCUUGGAGGAAUGGAAGGCAAAGAGGGAGAAGAUGCGAGCCAAGCACAAUCCCCAGGGUCAGAUAAUGGUCCCCUCUGGCGUGGGGGGAGGAGGAGGUGUGGGUAACGAGGGGGUCAGCAAGCUGCUGGCUGGAGCGCUGGGGGCUCCCCCCCCUUCUGCUUCGCCUGCCACCCCGGCUAACGAGUUUAACAACAAUCACCCCCCCAGCGCACCGGCACCUGCUAACCUCGCCCCCGGGGGCGGCAAUUACACCCUCACCUCCUCUUCUGUCUCAGCUCCGGCCCGAAUUUCCCCCGACCCCCGGAAAAUCGAAGAGGAGCUCCCCACCACCUCAGCGGUGGGGGGUGCUCCCGGGGCACCCCCCGUGUCACACACUGCCCCAUCGGGUAGCCGAGCCAGUCCAGAUUUGGGGGCACAAGGGCCCUCUUCAGGAGACAGGGAGGACCGGGACAAUGCCAAAGAGAGAGGGAAGAGCUCUGGCCCCAGUGCCAGAAAAAGCAAGGGGCAGAUCGAGAAGAGGAAGCUUCGGGAGAAGAGGCGAUCCACGGGAGUUGUGAAUAUUCCGGCGGCUGAGGGUCUAGAUGAAUAUGAAGAUGAUGAAGAGGGCCAAAAAGAGAGGAAAAGAGAAGAUGCUAUCACACAACAGAAUACAAAACAGAAUGAAGCUGCAACCUUAGACCCUGGGUUACAGGAAACAUCUAAGUCUCCUUCAAGUAGACACAAAAGGUUAUCGUGGUACUUCAGUAUAGAAGAGAAGAGAUGUGCAACUAUCACUCCUGAAGAUGAUUUCUCAAGUCGACACUCUCGAUCAGAAAAGAAAGGAUCUAGACACAGCAAGGAUUUACGGACAUCUCCAAAUGUAUUGGAGAGGAAAAUUGAAGAACUUGAAAGGGAGGUAGUUAAAGAGAAACAAGAAAAUCAAAAACUCCACAAAAUGAUUCAGGAUAAAGAAGAUGCAAUUGGAAAACUCAAAGAAGAAAUUGAUUUAUUAAAUAGGGACCUAGAUGACACAGAAGAUGAAAAUGAACAACUAAAGCAGGAAAACAAAACCCUUUUAAAAGUGGUUGGACAGCUGACAAGGUAGAAGAUAUCCUAGCCUCAGUGAGGAGAAUGAUUUGUAAAACUACUGAUUGAAUGUUGAGGUCAAUGCUAGGGCAAUAUUUUCCGUGCUGCAAUUCAUUAAAAUAACUAAGUGUGUAUUUAUUUCUUGGAAACUGAUGGAUGUUUAUUUUCAUAAUAUUUUUCUUUUUCAAUAUCAAUAAAAUUAAGGUAUCCACCUCAUUUCAUGAAUAAACAACAUUUUUCAGUUAUUGGAAUAGUUGAUAAGGGGCUAUAAAUUCUCUAGUUUAUGUAUUCAGAUGAUAUAUGUGGCCCAAAAUGGCUUAGAUUAUGUCUUCACCUCUCAGAUUAUCUCCCUUCCUCAAAAAAAAAAAAAAAAAGAAAGAAAGAAAGAAAACUGUUUACAUGGAUCUGAAUAUAUUUUGGGAGUUUCUUGUUUUGUUUGAGUUGUUUGAGUAGCUGUAAAGUACAGAUUCCUUAUUAGUGAUGUGUAACAUUUUUGCAUAAUGAGGACUUCACUGUGACAAAAUCUUGUUCUUGGGGGUUUAUUUUUACUUAUUCUAAGAGAUUAGAAUAGUUGGCUAGCUCAGUUCUGUAUUGCAAUCAUCUUCUUAAAGGAAAACUAAUUGUAAUUUCAUAACAGUCAGUCUCACAUAGUUGAGUUCAGUUAGGUAUGUAUAAUAUAUAUAUAUGUGUGUAUGUAUACACACAUAUAUAUAUACAUUUUAGAAAAGUACUUGAAUUGUGUGUUCCAUAGUAAAUACAAAUUUACCAUCUUGGGUCUGUAUAUUGAGAAUUUAAAGCGCUUUAACUUCUGCAAAAACGUACAAAUAUAAUGUUUAUGUAAAUGUUCUUAUGAAGUUUGUAGUUACUAUUUUUUAUUGUUUGCAGAAAGUUUAUUAGAACAUGUUUGUAAAAAGAAUGAUAAAACAACAUGUUUGUAAAAAGAAAAAAUUGAAGUUCUUUGUCUAUACACAAUUUCAGUUUAUAAUAAAAUACAUCUUCAUAACAUCUUUUUGCCUAAUAAAAAUGAAAAGUAUUUAUCUGGACUUAAACAAUUAUGGUAUUUACAUGAGCAUAAUUGUCACUAAGACCAAUGUUGAUUUUAUUCUAUAUUGCCUGUUACUUAUAUCUAGAUAAAGUCUUAUGUGGUGUAAUUUGUCCUUCUCUAAGAGAACUAGGGAUUUCUUACCCCAAAUUUGAAGCAGUUGUAUUUAUUAUUUUAAGAGCAAAUAAGAUUUUUUUUCUCUUAAAGAUUUAGAAGUUGUAAAUAUACUGUUAACUUGAUUUUAAUAGUAAUAGAAUGCUCUUUUACUCAAAUAUAUAUUUUGAAUAUUUUGGGGAUGGGUGUGUUUUAUCUAAUACUCUUUACUAGUAGCUUAGCAUUUUGAUCUGUUUGAACCUUACCACUGAUACAGAAAUUCUCUCCUGAUUUUUCUCAAUAUUUCUACCUUCUAUAUAGAUAUGUCCCAGAGUAUAUAUUAUAGAUCUAAACCAAGAGAAAGCCUUUUUGGCUACCACAUCCCCAUUUCGUUAUCUCCUAUCAUGCCUGAACUUUGUACUGAGAAUUGAAGAAGGAAUUGAGAAAGGAAAUGUUAUGCUGAUUGUGCACUAGUUUUCUUUUUACCUAAUUUUAGUUCUCCUUUAAUCUUUUAUUUCUAAGCACUGUACCUAAAAACUUGAUGUGCAAAGACAAAAGUGAAAUUGUUCCUCUCCUCAAGUUUUAUUCGAUUGGCUAGUAAAUGAAUGCUAGAUAAUUAAUAAAUUAGAGGUUAAAUAUUUCAGACCAUUGACUAGGCAAUAGGAUUGGUACUAGGUAUUAGAAAGAGACAAGAUCCACCUAUUUUCAUAAACUAAGCUAUCAGUUUUUCUGUCUUUUACCUCCACAUAGUUAUUGCUUAUUAGAAAGAAUCAUAAUAGUACAUAAAAAAUUGAACCAUCACAUUUUAUUAAUUCAGGAAAGGAUGGCACUGAGAAGAAAGGAGGAGAAGACUAAGAAGUUCAAUGGUCCAUUUUAAGUAAAGCGUUUCAAUUUUAGCAUCUGAGAGAUUUCUCUCAAUGAAUAUUUUAUAUUAAGGUUUUCUUUAAUGUUUUUUGUAGAACUUAAGUAUCUGCUUCAAUCAAAUGUAUACACUGAUUCCUAGCAGAAAAUAGGUAUUGUUCAUAGCACCAAUAUUAAAAAAAAAGAAAAAAAUACCUCCAUAGUCAAAAAUGACUGCUUCUCAAGAACAUUGAUUCAUUCGUCCAAGUGCACUGUUUUCAACAGGAUUCAAAGCAGCUACUUUCACAUAUAUUUUUUAAGGACUGCUUUGAUUUUGCUAGCUUAGCAAUCUUUCAAAUUACCUUCAACCUAACGUUCUAACAUAUGGUCUCCAUUUUCAUUUAAAAAGCAUCUUAUCGGGUAGCUAGGUGGUGCAGUGGAUAGAGCACCAGACCUGAAGCCAGGUUGGCCUGAGUUCAAAUGUGGUCUCAAAUACUUAACACUUCCUAAUUGUGUGACCCUGGGCAAGUCACUUGACCCCAAUUGCCUCAGCAAAAAAAAAAAAAAAAGGCAUCAUAUCAUAAUUGUAUGAUAAAGGGAUAUGUGAAACCCCAAAAUAAGGAAAGUCCCUUCCCCAGUAAAUCAGCACCUUUAAUUUACAUGAAAGAGUUGGUGAGGAAGAGAGAUUGAUUAACUUGGACAGAAUCCAAGAGAGUUGCCUAGAACACAGACAGGUUAAAUAAGAACCAGUGUGUGCCAGAAAUAGGAUGUGAAAGUCCCAGGUCUUCCAGACUUCAAGACCAGUUCUCCAUUUACUACAUCAUGAUGUCUUAAUUUUUUGAGACCCUUAAGGAUUUUGUUGCCUUGGUAUUAUCUUCAUAGGGGAUGGCUUAUGGUAUAUAAUUUUCUUUUCUUUUUAGUAUUUUUGUGGUGUUGGGGGGAAGGGUUAUUUGUUUUUUACAAGACAGUUAGGAUUAAAUGACUUGCUUAGGGUCACACAGCUAAUAAAUGUUAGGUGUUGGAGAACAGAUUUGAACUCAGUUUCAUCUGACUCCAGGGUCAGGUAUCCACUAUACCACCUAGCUGAACCAUAAUUUUCUUUUAAAAGACUAAUUGGUUAUCAAAUGUUGGCUUCUUGUUGACAUUUUAAAAAUUAACCUGAAUAAAUCUAUUAAAGUUUACCUCAAUACCAGUGCUGUCAAAGAGCCAUACUCCAAAGUUGUUGAAAAAGUGUGUUCAAGGAAAACUCAAGCAAAAUAUUCAUCUUUAAGGUGAAAACCUAAUUUGGGAGCAUUUGGGGCAAGAUUUUGUUAUCCAGAUUAAUCUGAUUUUGAGAUGAAGUCAUUUGGAUUUUCACUAAUGUUUCACUGUAAACAAUGCAAUUAGAUAUUGUGGAAUCAUCCAUAUUCACUACUCUGAAAUAGAUCUAUAUGCAAAGACCCUGCAGGUAUAAUGGACCAAAUCAUUUGGGCUAUAUUUUUUGAUGUAUUUUAUUCUUAAUUUAUGGAAUAAGAUAAGCAUUUCCAUAACAUAGUAUGGAGCAUAAGCUGUUGGUGAUCAUAGUCCUCUUCUAUGUACUUGACACAGCUUUUUAAAGUCAAGACCUAGGAUAUUUGUGGUCUUGUUUGAUAAUGCAUCUGUUUCAUCAAGGGAUGAAAUAUACCUUCUUAGUAUCCUUUUAGUAGUAUUAUCUAACAGAACCAAUUUUCUAAUAGUGAAAGCAGAAGAGAACUAAAUUUGAAAGUGCUGUAUGAUAAUACUUAUUUCUAGUUAGUCAAUUAAAAAAAUAGAAUUUGUUAAUAGUGGAAUUCAAGCUAGACCAUAAAAUCCCAUAAAGCCACGAUCUAUCAUACAAAAUGUAAAAGCAUAUUGGAAAUUACAAUAAUAUAUCCUAGGUCAAUGAUUUCAAUAGCACAGGCCUUUGUUUAGGAACCCUUAAGAGGAUCAACAGCUGUUAAGCAGCGUAAUUAUUCUUAAAGCUGUUUGGGGUAAGGAUAGGUUGAUUUACUUAGCUAGUAAUGUACUAUACAGUAUGUAUCAGAAGUAGACUCUAUCCCAGGUUGCUUUUGAAUAUUCCAACAAUGAUGAUUAAACUUAAUAUGUCUAUCUUCAGUAAUCCUCAUCUUUUUGUUUUAAUAUUGGUUAAAAUUUUUAACCAUACAUUUGAUUGAACAUAUAUUUACAGAAUUUACUGGGAUGUUUUGGGAAAAAAAACUCAGAUUAUGCUAAAAUAUUUUAAUUGUAUAAGGAAAUUUUAUGAUAAAAAAUUUUUAGGUUAAAAAUAGGAUCUUAUUUCCCCAAAAUUUAUUUUUAUGUCCUGAAAAUGGAUUUAUAACCAAAAAAAUUAAUUAUUUUAUAACCAUAAAAGUUAUUGUUCUGGUUUGUUAUUUUGCCUAUAUUUAAAAUUUGAAUUAUUCUUUAGUGGGAAUAAUAUUUAUCCCUUAUUAGGGGGUUACCAUUGGAAUUUUCUCCCCAAUAUUAAGGAAACAGCCUCAUGAUACUCAGGCAAGAAAGAACUAGUCAAUUAUUUGACUUGCUCUUUUCCAUUUAAGCUCGAAGCCACAUACUUCCCCAAUAGUCAAUCACUAAGAUAUACCUCAGGGACAGAAAGCACCAAAUGGACAAAGAUCCCUAUUUCUCUUUCCAAAUCUUCCCACUCUGUAUGUAUAUUCCAUUGAAUUUUCUUUAAUUUUAUCUGAAUUUGGAUACUUGAAUUAAAACAUUUGCAUCCUGUAAAUUGUGGGAAAUUAUGAGAUAUUUUCUGUCUUUUAGAAACUAUUUGGCCAGAUUCUUCCAGCAUGUAGAUUAGUGCACCUAUAACAAUUAAGCAAUCUUGCAUUGGGUGUCCAAUGGGGAUUGAGUGAUUGGUUGAUUGUUAAUAAUAGAUUUUAAAAAAAAAAAAAACAAAAAAAACAAGUGACAAUAGCACUGCCUAUGAGGGACAAAAAUUUACUUGGUCAUAGGUAUCAUCUCUAAACCCUAAAUGCCAUGUUUGCAGCCACUUGGCCAAUCGGACUGUUUGCAUUGCCUAAUCAAAACCUUUUGGAGUCUGGGUUACCUAAAUAAUUCAGGUCAUAUGAUAAACAUGCAGGUGUUAUUUACUUCAGUUCUUGCCUACAUGUUCCCAAGCACAUUCAAAAGUGUCUAAAUUAAUCAUAGAAAAUAAGUAGAGUUUUAGGAUUUUAACUAGUUGAAGGAGAUUUAAUGAAUUUAAAUUUUGUUAAGGUAGAGCUACUGUGUUGUUGGGAGAAGAGUCAUAAUAAUAAUAUUGUAACUAACAUUUCUGUAGUACUUAAUAUUUAUCAGACACUUUGCUAAGCACUUAAAAAUUAUCUUAUUUGUACCUUAUCAGAAUCCUGGAUGGUGCUUUUGUUAUUCCUGUCUGACAGAUGAGGAAACUGAGGCAAAUAAAGGUUUAGUGACUUGACCAAGAUUGCACAAUUGGUUAAGUGUCUGAAGUGAGAUUGGAAUUCAAAUAUUACUGAUUUCCAGGUGGCCACUCUUUCCAUUGUGCCACAAUUCUUGAGGGGAAAAUAAAUGAAGCUGCAAGUGUGCUUCCAACUUGAAAUAAAUAUCUUUCUAUAAUGAAUUUACUCCCCUAUCAGUAUUAAUGCUGCACUCAGGCAUUUAUAUAGAUCUGCUAUCCACAGUAUGUUAGAAACACAUAGGAAAUAUAAUCUGGUACUAGUUGAUAUUAAAAUUAUUGCUUGAAGUUCCAUAAAAAUUUCAUAACUGCUAUUCUGAAUACUCAAUGGAUUUUUUUUAAAUAAUUUUUUUUUUCUUGAAAAAUUUGGCUGCUCUAUUCAGGGUUCUGGUAAUUGCAUUAUUCUACAAAAUUUGAGCCAGAGGCUUCUGCUGCUGGUUAUGUCUACAUGAAGCCAAAAGCAUCCUUCAUGGGGAAAAAAAAAAUCUAUUCAGUGAGUCCAGAUGGUUGCUGUUGUGUAAAAACAUCUGGAUAAUUAUCUGGAUGUGCUGGUGUUCUGUAGACAUAUCCUUUGUCAUUCUUAUUGCAUAAAUCCAUCACUACAGAUUCAUUAAUUGUAUCAGAAUUCAUUUAAAUUUUUAUGCAUGUAAAAAGUUGUGUCAUUCAAGAGUUAAAUUUUCAUUUUCAUUUUGAACACUAGUUAAUUUCAUUUCUUCUAGUAAAAUAAUGAAAAUUGUUACCAUCUUUGGGGUUUAGCUUCUAAGCCCCAACAAGAAGUUACUUGUGAAAUAAAAGAAUAGUGCUAAUAUAAUAAAAUUUUCUCUCUUUUGUACUAAAA
Antechinus flavipes (yellow-footed antechinus) is the source of this 7733-nucleotide messenger RNA. RefSeq names its product pro-apoptotic WT1 regulator (gene PAWR). The record is from RefSeq and is a predicted model, not a curated record. The transcript is spliced from 8 exons. Gene Ontology annotation, cellular component: cytoplasm. Gene Ontology annotation, biological process: positive regulation of apoptotic process; apoptotic process. Lineage: Eukaryota; Metazoa; Chordata; Mammalia; Dasyuromorphia; Dasyuridae. Bases 364 to 1515 code for a protein of 383 amino acids.